Molecule: messenger RNA, 525 nt
Organism: Sphenostylis stenocarpa
Lineage: Eukaryota; Viridiplantae; Streptophyta; Magnoliopsida; Fabales; Fabaceae
Source: the annotation of a GenBank genome assembly
AUGCCCAAAGAGCUUGAUGAAGGAUUCCAAGUUGUAGUUCAAAAGGCAAAGGUUGUUUGCCUUGCUUUCAAACGUGCCUUAUCCUAUUGUUUUCCUAUUACACUCUCCUUCCUCCUUGAUUGGAAUGCAUAUGUUGUGACGGGAAGUUGUCCGCUCUCUGUUCAAGAAGCAUUAUCUGCUUUAAAAGAUGGGCAAGUGAUUGGUAUUCACUCUACUGGUGAAUUGGAAAAGAAGUUAAGUGCUGCAUCAAAGACAUCACGAUUGGCGAUCCUGUACUUUACUGCAACAUGGUGUGGCCCUUGUCGCUUCAUUUCCCCUAUUUAUACAAGCUUGGCUGAAAAGUACCCAAAAGUUGUUUUUUUGAAAAUUGACAUCGAUGAGGCCAGAGAUGUUGCUGCAAGCUGGAAUAUUAGCAGUGUUCCCACAUUUUUCUUUGUUAAGAAUGGCAAAGAGAUUGAUAGUGUGGUGGGGGCAGACAAAAGUACACUCGAAAGAAAGAUUGCACAACAUGCUGGCCCUCUUUAA